CCUACGAAAUUGCUAUACUGACGACGAAGGAAGAUCAUAAGAAGAUGAGGCGACAGAAACUUGAGAGAACUAGCAAAAUCAGGAAACUGUCACCAUACAUGGACGACGCUGGAAUUAUCCGUUCAGAUUCCAGGAUCCCUGAGGCCUCAUUCGCGGCGUACGAUACCCGAUUUCCGAUAAUACUACCUAAGGAGCAUGUAGUCACCCGUAUGCUGCUGGAGUGGUAUCACAGGACAUUCCUGCAUGCUAAUGGGGAGACUGUCGUCAAUGAGGUGAGGCAGCGCUUCUAUGUGUCUACGCUGCGCACGAUAGUACGGCAGAUAGCGAGGGAGUGUGUGAUGUGCAAAGCAAACAAGGCAGUUCCGGUGAUCCCACGCAUGGCGCCGCUUCCGGUGGCCAGAGUAAAGGCCUUCGAACGUCCGUUUUCCUACGUAGGAAUUGACUACUUCGGACCAAUCGCUGUUCGAGUCAACCGCAGCACUGCGAAGAGAUGGAUUGCAUUGUUCACGUGUCUCACAACCCGUGCAAUUCACCUUGAGGUUGUACACACGCUGACGACCGAAUCCUGCAAGCAAGCAAUACGACGAUUUGUCGGACGAAGAGGGUCCCCGGCGGAAAUACGUAGCGACCAAGGAACGAACUUCGUUGGGGCAAACAACGAGCUGCGCAAGGAGAUGAUCGCCAUAGACGGACAGCUUGCAGAAUCCUUCACCAAUACGAACACUCGGUGGAUAUUCAACCCACCUGCGGCGCCGCACAUGGGAGGUGCUUGGGAACGGUUGGUGAGGUCGGUCAAAGUAUCUCUGGCGGCGAUGUAUACGUCCAGGAUUCCGAACGAGGAGACACUGGCUACUCUUGUGAUCGAAGCGGAAAGCGUCGUCAACUCCAGACCGUUAACUUUCAUUCCCCUCGAGGCGGAGCAGCAAGAGGCGUUGACACCGAACCAUUUUCUCUUGUCGAGUUCCCGUGGAGUGGUACAGCCGCCGAAGGAGCAAGCGGAGCCAAAGAUGGUUUGCAGAGGAGAUUGGCAGCUGUGCCAAGCUAUGUUGAACCAGUUCUGGCGCAGAUGGGUACGAGAGUAUCUCCCAACUAUUGCUCGCAGAACAAAGUGGUUCGAAGAGACGAAACCGAUUGAAGUUGGAGACUUGGUAGUCAUCGUUGAAGAGAAAAUUCGCAACGGUUGGGUUCGGGGUCGGGUCGUUCAAGUCAUGAAAGGAAGUGAUGGAAGAAUACGUGAUGCGGUGAUACAGACUGCCGACGGAAUCAAAUGGCGACCGGUGGCCAAACUGGCGAGACUGGAUGUAGAUAGAGGUAAGACUGGAGCGGACUCACCUGACCAGCCUUACGGGUCGGGGAAUGUUACGGAGGAUCGCACCAGUCCCUCGAGUACCCCCCGGUUGCAGGAAAGCGCGGCGCGUCAAGUGCAGGACUGACACAAGCUCUCGGACGGAUUUUGACGGUUGUGUGGAAAGGAGAAUUGUCAAAAGAAGUUUGACAGACUGAUACUUUUGUUUUGAUUUGUGGAGUACGAAUAAUUUGAGUGAAUUUAAAUUGUAGAACAACACGGAGUUCACAUUUGCCAGCGAGGCUGGGUUGUGUGUUUUGGUCAUAUUGCUGACAGUGGGAAGAUUGGAGUAAAAGUGAAUUAGGGUGACCAAUGUGAGUGAACUGAACACAAAACCAAACAAAUAAAUUAAUCGAUACAUUUAGCUUUUAGCGUAACAUCCAGAACAACGGUGUAUUGCUGAAGAGACCCCGAAAA
Molecule: messenger RNA, 1762 nt
Organism: Topomyia yanbarensis
Lineage: Eukaryota; Metazoa; Arthropoda; Insecta; Diptera; Culicidae
Exons: 2
Coding region: 45-1433 (462 amino acids)
Biological process (GO): DNA integration
Molecular function (GO): nucleic acid binding
Source: RefSeq, a predicted model, not a curated record